AUGUUGACAAAGAUUAAAAGACAUCUUGAAUGUGCUGUAUCAUUUACAGUUGGAGCUUUUUUUGGAGUCUUUUUUGUUGGAAUUCCGCUAUUAAAAGAUUGGAUUAUUAAGAAAGAAAAUGUUUGGCGUCUUGAAGAUAGAAGCGAUGCUAUAUCGAAACUUAACACUCAAUCCUCAAUUUAUGGUAAUCAUAAAACAUUAACAAUUAAUGGAAAAUCGUUUCACUAUGUCGAGUCUGGUAACGUCAAUGGGCCGCUCAUUCUAUUUCUUCAUGGCUUUCCUGAGUUUUGGUAUUGUUGGCGAUAUCAACUCGAUGGUUUAAAAGAUAUGAAUUAUCACUUGGUAGCCAUGGAUAUGCGUGGUUUUGGAGGAAGCUAUAAACCAAAAGAAUUGGAAGCAUAUCAUCCCGAUCACUUAAUAUCAGACAUUCGUAGUUUCAUACAAGAAUUGUCACCUAAUGGACGCGCAGCUUGUGUCGUCGGCCAUGAUUGGGGUGCAGUACUUGCUUGGGCUGCCGCAGCGCAAAGCUGGGAAUUCGACCAUGCAGACCAAUCAGGUUAUAUGGAACGAUUGAUCAUAUUAAAUGGACCACAUACACUUGUUUUUCUUAACAACAUUAGUCAAAAAUUCUCGGAUGCUUUCCAUGCUCUAAAUUUUAAAUAUUUGAUCAAAAAUCCACGUGAAGCUAUUCGUCAAUCAUGGGCGCAUCUAUCACCAUGUUUUAACCAAAUUUUAAAAAGUUAUUAUGUGUUUGUAUUCAGGCUUCCUUUGUCAAUUGGUGAGAAAUGGAUUAUGACAAGAGAUCUUGGAAUAUUUGAUUUCUGUUUUGGAAAGAUCUGUACACCAGAUGAUAUAGAAGUUUAUAAAGCAACAUAUUCUUCUGAUAAUUAUGCCAGUAUCAGAUGCAGUUUAAAUUAUUAUCGAUGCGAAUCGAUUUUGAGCUUGUAUGAUGGACAAAGAGCAAGAGGAAUAAAGCAAGUUGGAUUUAUAGGAAUUCCCACUUUAGUAAUUUGGGGUGAGGAUGAUUUUGCGUUAAGAAAGAAUUUUUGUUUGGAUAACCUUGAAAAGUACGUCACUAAUCUAACCAUAGUGGACGUUCCUGAAGCUGGUCAUUUUAUUCAUCAGGAAGUUCCUGAAAAAGUCAAUGAUUUAAUAAGGAAGUUCAUAACUAGUAAAGGAAAUCUUCGUGAUAUUGAUGGAAAUUAUAAUUAG
Molecule: messenger RNA, 1212 nt
Organism: Dentiscutata heterogama
Lineage: Eukaryota; Fungi; Glomeromycota; Glomeromycetes; Diversisporales; Gigasporaceae
Source: the annotation of a GenBank genome assembly